Molecule: messenger RNA, 510 nt
Organism: Arabis nemorensis
Lineage: Eukaryota; Viridiplantae; Streptophyta; Magnoliopsida; Brassicales; Brassicaceae
Source: the annotation of a GenBank genome assembly
AUGGCAUGCUUAGAAAUGCACAACUCCAUAAAUGCUGUUGCUAGAAUCUCUUUCUCUAACGACUUUGUCGAGAUCAGAUCGGAGAAGAGUAAUAAUGCUAAGAGCAACAACAUCAACACAAGAAGCUCUCUCUCUAAGCACUCUGCUGAUUUCGAGUUCUCGGUCAACGAUUACGCCAUGAUUCCGGCCGAUGAGCUCUUCCUAAAAGGAAAGAUCUUACCUUUUAAGGAAGCGAGUCACGUUCAUAGGACUUUAAGAGAAGAGCUUCUCUCUGAAGAAGAGGGUUCUGUGGUCGAUGGUAACAUCUUCUCACUAAGGCCACUAUCGUUGUCUUCUUCGUCGUUUUCCACAAAGGGCACGUGGAAGGAGCUAUUAGGUCUCAAGAGAGCCCAUGUUAGAUCUAAGAAGAUUGAUAAAAUCAACGAGGAAGAGAUUUUUUCAUCGGGCCAAGAUCACAAGAUAAUUUCAGGAAAUGUUGCGAUGAAGGAGUGUCAAGUUGCAGAUAAAUGA